Messenger RNA from Dictyostelium discoideum AX4, 4896 nucleotides. It is a transcript of the gene abcA6, whose product is annotated as ABC transporter A family protein. The transcript has 4 exons. Gene Ontology annotation, biological process: sorocarp morphogenesis; transmembrane transport. Gene Ontology annotation, cellular component: membrane. The coding region runs from base 1 to 4896 and encodes 1631 amino acids. Gene Ontology annotation, molecular function: ATP binding; ABC-type transporter activity; ATP hydrolysis activity. The record is from RefSeq and is a predicted model, not a curated record. Lineage: Eukaryota; Evosea; Eumycetozoa; Dictyosteliales; Dictyosteliaceae.
AUGGAAUUUGGAAGACAAUUAAAAACUUUAUUAAAAAAGAAUCUUUUAUUAAAAGGGAAAUCAAAAUGUUCAAUUUGUUGUGAAAUUGUUUUUCCGAUUGUAAUUAUUGGUGUAUUAUUUGCAAUUUUAGCUUUAAUUAAAGUUACAAAUUCUGAUUAUAACUCAAUUGAUGUAACAACAUUUUCAAGAAGAGUUGGACCUGAAAAUAAAUUAUUAUAUGGUAGUGAAGGAUCAUUAAAUAAUGAUCAAAGUGGUGUAAUUGAAACAAUGAAAGAACAAGUUGCAACUGCUAGAGGUUUAACAGUAGCAGAGGUUCAAGAUUUUUUCAUGGAAAUUAAUGAUCGUACUUUAAUGGAAUCAUUUUUCAAAAAUUAUUCAAUGAUGGUUUAUGGUGGUGUUUGGUUUAAUAGUAGCACUAAUGGUGGUGGUGGUGGUAAUAAUAAUGACCCAAUAGCAGCAGGUGGCCAAUUCGGGUAUAAUAUUAGAUUAGAUAGUGACGAUACAGCAGACACAUCAGAAACUGGUAAAGUUGAUGGAGGUGAUAGUAGUAUCUAUUUAAAUGAUAAUUUCGCAUCGAUUCAAGUUGCAAUGGAUCAAGCUAUUUUUGGAUACUUUGGAUUGGAUAUGGUAUUAAAUAUAUCAGGUAGACAUUACCCAGAUCCAUAUACAGAGCUAUGGCAAGAAUGGAUAACAGGAAGAGACGCAAUUAUUAAGUCAGCAGGAAGUGUGUUCAUUACAGCGGCAUUGAUGAUGUUUAGUUUUAGGCUAGUUACAGAUGUUGUAAUUGAAAAAGAAACUAAAAUUGUAGAAGCAAUGAGAAUGAUGUCAUUGAAUUCAUUGGCGUAUUUCAGUUCAUGGAUUAUCACAAGUUUAAUAACAUCAUUGCCAGUCACACUAUUAAUUGUUGUCAUAUUUAAAGGUAGUCAAUUAAUUUAUUCUACAAGUUGGGGUAUUGUAAUCAUAACAUUUGUAUUAUACUUGAUAACAUUAUUAUUAUUAUCAUUUAUUUUUAGUAUAUUUUUUAAUAAUUCCAAAUUUUGUGGUUUAUUAUCAUUUGUAAUUGUAAUUGCAAUUAAUAUUUGUGGUAUUUUCGUUUCAAAAAAUGAAUUUAGUGUUUCUGUAAAAUUAUUACUUUCAAUAUUUUCACCAAUUGCAUUUUCAAAUUCAAUUUAUAUUAUGUCUGUUAAAGAUUUAACAAUGAUUUUAAAUUUAAAUUGGGAUUAUAUUGUAACUGAAAAUCAAAGUAUUUUAAUGUUAGGAAUUGAUAUUAUAAUUUAUAUUAUAUUAAUUUGGUAUUUUGAAAAAGUUAUACCAGGUGAAUAUGGUACAAAAGAGAAAUUUUAUUUUUUAUUUACAAAAAAUUAUUGGUUUGGAAAGAAAAGAAGUAUUGGUGAAAUUGAUGAUAUUGAAUCAACAUUUGAUAGUGAAGAUGUUGAGACUAUACCAUUGAAAGUAUUGAAAAAUUCAACUAUAUCAAUUCGUAAUUUAAGAAAAGAAUUUGAAACUGGUGAUGGAUUGAGAGUUGCAGUUAAUGAUUUAUAUUUGGAUAUGUUUGAAGAUCAAAUUCAUGCAUUGUUAGGACCCAAUGGGUGUGGUAAAUCAACAACGAUUGGUAUGUUGACAGGUUUAAUAUCACCAACUAGUGGAAGUGCAUUUAUUCGUGGUUACGAUAUUACAAGCCAAAUGUCAAAGAUUAGACCAUACAUUGGUUGCUGCUUACAAACUGAUAUCAUUUGGUCACAAUUGACAGUAUUGGAACAUUUGGUUAUUUACGCAUCAUUAAAAGGCGUUGAGGGUAGAAAUAUUCAAAGAGAGGCUGAAAGAAUGGCAACAGAGGUUGGAUUAGCCGAGAAAAUGAAUGCACCAGCUGGUAGUCUUUCAGGUGGACAAAAACGUAAACUUUGUUUAGGUAUUGCAUUUAUUGGUAGAUCUAAAAUCAUUUUCUUGGAUGAAGUCACCUCUGGUAUGGAUCCAGUUAGUAGAAGACAAGUUUGGGAUUUUCUAUUAAAAUAUAAAAAAGGUAAAACCAUCAUUCUUACAACUCAUUAUUUAGAGGAGGCAGAUUAUUUAGGUGAUCGUAUUGCAAUUAUUUCACAAGGUAAAUUACGUUGUGAUGGUACUUCAUUAUUUUUAAAGAAUAGAUUUGGUCAAGGUUAUCUUUUAACAUGUAAUAAAAAAUUAGAAAAUGCUAGCAAUGGUUUCAAUACGAAUCAAGUUUCAGAGUUUAUUAAAAAUUUUAUACCUGGUGCAUCAAUUUUAACAGAUUCUGGUGCAGAACUAAGUUAUCGUUUACCAACUGAAUCAUUAUCAAAUUUCCCACAAUUUUUUACAGAAUUUGAUUUAAAUUUAUCAAAAUUUUCAAUUCAAACUUAUGGUAUAUCAGUAACAAGUCUUGAAGAAGUUUUCAUUUCAUUAGGUCAAGAAGAUUCUAAAAAAUUAAAUAAUAAUGCUAAUGGUAAUAAUGAAUUCAAUAAACAAAAUGAAAUGGAAUCAUUAAAAUUAGCAAUUGCAACACCAUCAGAUGGUAUUAAUCAAAUUCAACAAUUUAAAGGUUUAUUAAUUAAACGUAUUCAACAAUCUAAAAAAGAUGCAAGAUCAUUCUUUUUAUCAAUUAUUUUACCAAUGGCAUUAAUUAUUGGUUCAAUUAUUUUAUAUAAAUCAAUGAAUGAUCAAAAACAAGUUUUAUUUUAUAAUAAUUCAACUCAACCAUUAACAAUGUCAUUAUCAAUUUAUACUGAUAGUGAUAACACUAUUAAUGUACCAAUGCAAUUAUUAAACAAUGAAUUAGAAUGGUCAAAUUUAUUUAAUAAUUCACCAUAUUUUAAUAAAUUUAAAUAUAUUAAUGAAUCUAUAAAUUUUAAUGAUUAUUUAAUUGAUAAUUAUAAAUUAUCAAUUGGUGCAAUUAAUUUUACAAAUCAACCAAUUAGCAUUGAUGAUAAUAAUAAUGGUCAAUCAACAAAUUGUUCAUAUAUUGCAUAUUAUAAUUCAGAUUAUAUUCAUUCAUUUCCGAUUCAUGUUAAUUUAAUUAAUGAUGCAUUAUUAAGAAAAUUUAAAAAUAUUAGUAUUUCAGUUACAAGUAUGCCAUUUGAUCAUAUUUUAACAGCAUUUGAAAUUUCAAGUUCAGAUAUAAAUGCAUCAGCAAUUAUUUAUUUUGUAUUUAUUUUAAUGGCAGGUUUUUCAUUGAUGGCAGGUUCAUUUGCUGGUAGUAUAGCUCAAGAACGUACAAAUAGAGUUAAAAGAUUAUUAUAUGUUUCAGGUUGUAAAAAACAUAUUUAUUGGUUAUCAAAUUUAGUUUGGGAUUUUUUCUUUGCAUUUAUAAUUUCAAUUUUAAGUUGUUCAAUUUUAGCAGGAGUGAUUAAAGGUGCAUUUAAAGAACAAUUUGGUUCAUUUUUAUUAUGUUUAAUUUUAUUAAGUUGUGCAAUUAUACCAUUGGGUUAUUUAAUGUCUUAUAAAUUUCAAACCUAUGGUAAAGCAGUUGGUGCAAUCACUGCAAUUUUAUUUGUUUUUGGUUUAGUAUUUACAAUUGCAAGUUUAAAUGUACGUAUUCAAGCUGUGGUCAAUCAAAAUAGUACAACUCAAAAAGUUGCCGAUAUUAUUGAUUUGAUAUUUUCAAUUAUUAGUCCGAUUUUUGCAUUGAAUAGAAUUGUUUUCAUUUUAUCUGGUUUCCCAGGUUCAACUCGUUUGGGUACUUUUAAAGUUGAUAACUAUUGGUCAUUUGAUUAUUUAGGUACACCAUUGAUUGUUUUGGCAGGUCAUGCAGUACUUUGGAAUGUUUGGAUAUUACUAUUGGAUUAUGUACCACAAAUUAAAGGUUUCUUUAAGAAUCCAAAGAAUUUACCUGCACCAUCACCACCACAAGAUGAAGAUUAUGAUGUAUCACAAGAGAGAAGAAGAUUACUAAAUAUGAGACCAUCGGAAGAACCAAUUCAAUUUAAAAAUCUUCAUAAGCUAUUCCCAGGUUCAGGUAAAAAUCCAUCAAAAACUGCUGUAUACAAUUCAACAUUGGGUAUUCCACGUGGUCAAACAUUUGGUUUAUUGGGUUUAAAUGGUGGUGGUAAAUCAACUACACUAUCAAUGUUAUCUGGUGAGAUUGUACCUUCAAGUGGUGAAAUUUCAAUCAAUGGUUAUGAUGUUAUUACCAAUAGAGAGAAAGCACUUGGUAAUAUUUCAAUGGUAUUCCAAUUUGAUGCUCUCAUUUCAUUAUUAUCAGCUCGUGAACAUCUAUGGUUAUUCUCUAGAAUCAAAGGUAUUAAAGAGAGUCAAAUUGAAAAUUGUGUUGAAGCUUUCAUUAAAAUGGUUGAUUUAACUCGUAUUGCAAAUAGUGGUUGUGGUGGUUAUUCAGGUGGUAAUAAAAGAAAAGUUUCAUUAUCAAUGGCAAUGCUCGGUAAUCCAUCAGUUUGUUUCUUGGAUGAAAUUUCUUGUGGUUGUGAUGCUGUUGUUAGAAGACAACUUUGGGAUGUAAUUAGUGAAUUAGGUAAAGAUAAAUCAAUAAUUUUAACAAGUCAUUCAAUGAGUGAAGUUGAAGCAUUAUGUAGUCGUAUUACAAUUAUGAAAGAAGGUAAAUAUACAUGUUUAAAUACAAUUCAAGGUGUAAAGAAUCGUUUUGGUGCUGGUUAUUCAAUUGAUGUUAAAUUUAAAAAAGAAUAUUUGGAAACUGGUAUUCAAACAAUAUUACAAUCAAUACCAAAUUGUACAGUUUUGGAUCAACAUGAUGUUAUGGCAAGUUUCGAAGUACCAAAUCCACCUGGAAAUCCAAUUAAAUUAUCAAAUAUCUUUUCAAUUUUAUCAAAUUUACCAAUUUUAGAUGAUUAUAACGUUGGUCAAACAUCUUUAGAAUCAGUUUUCUUAAAAUUAACUGGUGCAAAUCAUGAUCAACGUAUUAAUUUAUAUGAUUAA